ACACAAAAACAAUCCACUGUUUUGCCCAUUCAUUCACGCUAUAAAAAAAAAGCACUUGCGUAACACCCUUUUGAUUCUCUUCCAACACAUCGCACGAACAAGUUCAUUUCUCACUCAAUCUUCCUUCAAACAUGGCCACAGUCACUUCUGCAGCAGUUGCUAUUCCAUCAUUCACUGGCCUCAAGGCAAGUGGAACAAACACUGGCAAAGUUAGUGGCACAGUUAAGGUUUCAACUCCCCAAUUGUCAAGGCUUAGCAUCAAGGCUUCACUUAAAGACGUUGGAGUUGCUGUUGUUGCCACUGCUGCGAGUGCAGUGUUGGCGAGCAAUGCUAUGGCCAUUGAAGUGUUGCUGGGUGGUAAUGAUGGGAGUCUGGCUUUUGUUCCCGACAGUUUCACAGUGAGCCCUGGAGAAAAGAUCGUGUUCAAGAACAAUGCUGGGUUCCCACACAACGUUGUGUUCGACGAGGACGAGAUUCCUAGCGGCGUUGAUGCGUCGAAAAUCUCUAUGCCCGAAGAAGACCUUCUCAAUGCGCCUGGUGAGACUUACAGCGUUACUUUGGAUGCAAAGGGAACCUACAGUUUCUACUGUUCACCUCACCAAGGAGCUGGUAUGGUGGGAAAAGUCACUGUUAACUAAAUGUCUCGCGUGAGGGCGAUCUUGUCUAAUUUCUCAUAUGGUUCUUGUUAAUUUUGGUUUUGUGGAAUAGCUUCAUUCAUCCUUGUUGUAUGAGAUGAACCCAUAUAAUGCCCUCAAUGUAGUUCAUUUACUUCGCUUUGUUUCA
Messenger RNA from Abrus precatorius (Indian licorice), 783 nucleotides. RefSeq names its product plastocyanin. Gene Ontology annotation, molecular function: copper ion binding. Lineage: Eukaryota; Viridiplantae; Streptophyta; Magnoliopsida; Fabales; Fabaceae. Gene Ontology annotation, cellular component: chloroplast thylakoid lumen. The transcript has a single exon. The record is from RefSeq and is a predicted model, not a curated record. Bases 132 to 638 code for a protein of 168 amino acids.